This is a messenger RNA of Rhincodon typus (whale shark), 6497 nucleotides long. Its product is annotated as protein phosphatase 1 regulatory subunit 12A-like. Lineage: Eukaryota; Metazoa; Chordata; Chondrichthyes; Orectolobiformes; Rhincodontidae. The record is from RefSeq and is a predicted model, not a curated record. The transcript has 26 exons. Gene Ontology annotation, biological process: signal transduction. The coding region runs from base 119 to 3316 and encodes 1065 amino acids. Gene Ontology annotation, cellular component: cytoplasm. Gene Ontology annotation, molecular function: protein kinase binding; phosphatase regulator activity; enzyme inhibitor activity.
GUAAGGUUGGCUGCUCCUCGGGCUGCAAUGUAUACAGGGGGUGUGUAGAUGGCGCAGAGCUGUGCGGCGGAGGCUGGAGCUGGGAUUUUGGGGCACUCCCGGUUGAGUUGAGUGGAAGAUGGCGGCUGAGGAUCGGGAGAGGGACCAGGCCCGCAGUGACAACGCCAAGCACAAGAGGAAGGAACAGCUGAAGCGCUGGCUGGGCUCCGAGACCGACCGCGAGUCGGAGCGGCCCCGCACCAAGCAGCUGCGGGUCAAGUUCGCCGAGGGGGCCGUGUUCCUGGCCGCCUGUUCCAGCGGGGACCAGGAGGAGGUGGAGAAGCUGCUGCAGCAAGGAGCUGACAUCAACUACACCAAUGUGGAUGGACUGACCGCCCUGCACCAGGCCUGCAUUGAUGAAAACCUAGACAUGGUCACUUUCCUGGUGGAGCAUGGAGCUAACAUUAAUCAGCCUGACAAUGAAGGUUGGACAGCAUUACAUGCUGCAGCCUCGUGUGGCUUCAUGGAAAUCACACAGUACUUAAUUAAACAGCGGGCGAAUGUUGCAGCUGUGAACAGUGAAGGGGAACUGCCAGUUGACAUUGCUCAGGGUGAAGCUAUGGAGAAACUGCUGAAAGAAGUCAUUAAGAAGCAAGGCAUUGAUGUGGAGGUCGCCAGGAAGGAGGAAGAACAGCGAAUGGUCCAGGAUGCCAGACAAUGGCUAAAUCGAGGGAAAAUAGAGGAUAUUCGACAUCCCAAAACUGGAGCCAGUGCCCUUCAUGUUGCUGCAGCCAAAGGUUACUUGGAGGUUAUAAAGUUGUUGAUCCAGGCUGGCUUUGAUGUGAACAGCCUGGACAAUGAUGGUUGGACUCCGUUGCAUGCAGCGUCACACUGGGGAAAAGAGGAGGUGUGCAAACUGCUAGUGGAGAAUCUGUGCAACAUGCAGGCCAUUAAUAAAGUGGGUCAAACAGCAUUUGAUGUAGCAGAUGAAAACCUCUUGGAAAUGCUGGAGGAGCUACAGAAGAAACAAGCUAUUAUGAAAAUGGAGAAGGAGAAACAAGCCAAGAUGGAGGCCUCCCUGAUUGAAUUGUCGAAUGCCUCACAGCAGCUUCCAUCCAGGACCAGGAGGACUUCUAUUUCCCGUAUGAGCAGCAAAGAUAAAAUCUCAAUGCAUGAGAAAGAACGCAAGACCUUACAGUCUGUAAUGCUGGAGCAUGUCAAUGAUGAGGAAGACAGGAAGAAGUUGAAUGGCUCAAGUUCUGAGGAGGAGAUGCCGUAUGAAGCUAAAUCAGAAGCUGAGAAAACAAAAGCCCGACUCAACAUGAACAACCUCAGCACCAAACUAAGCAUGACUGACUCCAUCCUUCCAUCCUCCACUGCACCCAGUGGAACCAACAAGAGGUUUACAGGCCCUGCUGCCAAACUGGCUGCGCAGGAUGAGGAGAAGAAGGAGCAGCAGUCCCCUGCAGCAUGGCGUACUGCCCUCCGCAAAACAGGCAGCUACGGAGCCCUCAACAACUUGCAGCCGCCACGGGAGGAGCAGAAGGGAAAAGACGCAGGCAUUGUCCGAUCAGCAUCUAGUCCCAAACUGACUCUGGCUGAAACCAAGGAAAAGGAGAAGGAACCCCGAUUAGCCCGAGUGCCGCCCACUCCAACAAGGAAGCUCUUCACCAUUGGAGAUGCCAAUGAAGAUAAAACUAGUGACUCCACAGUCCCUUUGUCCAGAAGUACCUCUUACACACGACAGCGAGAGGAUGAUGCUGGCAAUCCAUUGACCAGCCUGACCCGGGCCUCGUCCUAUGUACGUAAGCAAACAGAGUUGGAGAGCAGCAAAAGGGAUAAAGACUUGAAUAACACGAUACCGAGUAGCACAGGCAACUCUACGGCUACAGUGUCUGGUUAUCCAAAAAGUCACUUCUUCCUGAGAACGAUAGGCCACAGUUAUGGCGCACAAGACUUCACAGCUCGUUCCAGAACACAGUCAAGUGCGGCCUCAAACCAUAAAGUUACUAACUCUGACUCUGCUUCUACCAACAUCGUCAUAUUUAAAAGCUCAUCCUUUGGGAGGAGACAGGAAAGUCUUGUCAGCAGUUCAGCCCCUGGUUCUGUCACCACGAUUUCAAGCUCAGGUUUUUCCACCAACCCUGCCAGUAGCCGGGCCCUGACCACAGGCACCUCAGCAGCAUCUACAGCCACCAGUUUCACAAGCCGCUCCCUGACUCAAAACCAAGCUGGAAACGGAACAGAGAAAGAAAGUAAUCCAACCACACGAAGCAACAGCUCUGGCACAGAGACCCGUGAGAGACGCAGAUCCUACCUCACUCCAGUCCGUGACGAGGAAGCUGAAGCACAAAGAAAGGCACGCUCGCGACAUGCCCGCCAGUCUCGCAGAUCAACGCAGGGUGUGACACUGACAGACCUGCAAGAGGCUGAGAAAACAAUUGGAUCGAGGCGGGACAAGAAAACUGCAGAGCAUGAGAAAGAUAAAGACAAAGAAAGAGAAAAGGAAGAAAAGGAAGCAGAAGCUAAAGAUGCAGCAUCCAAAUAUAGAUAUAGCAGGACCAGUCAAGAUGAGGAGAAGAACUGGCGGUCAAGAUUAGCCAACCUGCAGAAAGCAGAUCUAUUGGGCCUCACCUCCUCUACAGAUUCCAAUCGUUCCAGUGUUCCUGCCUACACCUGCCACAAUGCUGUGGAGCCACUAGACAACAAAGAAUUGGAGAAAGCUAAAGAGGAGGAGAAGGAAUCAGAUGACUCGUCAUUCAAAAAAUCUGGUACCAGGGACCGGAGACGGCCAAGAGGGAAAAGAAGAUCAACAGGUGUGCAUUCCAUAUCACAAGAUGAUGACAAUGACCAGGAUAACUCUGGUGAGGAUGUGGUGGAAUCUGAGAAGAAGCAGAUCGAUUAUCUAAACAGGGGAUAUACCACAGGAAGCAGUCAAGGACAUCUUGCGAACAAAGAGGCGACUUCAUACUUGGACACUGGCUUGCAACCUACUCAAAUAGAUCAAGCGGAGAUUGAGACUGAUAAAAGAGGCUACAGAAAGCUGUAUGAAGAGCUUCAAAGAAAGAAUGUCCAGCUUCGAGAUCAACUGCAGGAGGUGCAGAUGCAGAUCGCACAGAGAAAGCUGGAGCUAGAGAAGGCCACGCAGAUGCAAGAAAGGUUCGCAGACAGAACUGCCCACUUGGAGAUGGAGAAGAAAGAACGGAAGGCUUUAGAAAGAAGAAUCUCAGAACUUGAGGAAGAAUUGAAGGUUUUAUCAGAUUUGAGAGCUGACAAUCAAAGACUGAAAGAUGAAAAUGGUGCACUGAUUCGUGUCAUCAGCAAACUCUCAAAGUAGUUGGCGUUCACUUCAACACUUGCACAAAGCUUUCUGGAGUGAUGGGACGUACUCUGCUGGUCUCCAUGUCUAGACGCUUGCCUCACCUUCUUUACCUGGAGGGAAUGCUAAUCAAGCCACGCCUAUUGCUGUUAUAGCAGCACCUGGACUACUGCCCCCAGAUAGUUUUGAAAGGCAUGUUCAAUGAAGUCUAUUACUGAUGCUCGUAACUGGUACAUGUAUUGACACGCUGCUGAGGAACAGUGAGGAAUGGUUAUAAUGGGAGUCCAUGAUAAAUACAACUGUCCCACUCAGCGCACACGACCAUUCUACGCUCAUGUGACUUUGUUGAUGAGAAUACGAAACAGGUGCUUUGCUUUGCUCAUUGUUUGUGAUCAGUUGAAGAAAUAAAUGCUUCAUUGAUCAGAUUCAAAGCAAGGCAGAUCUGCUUGACUGACACUUUGUUUCGUGUUGUUUUAUAAAGGAAUGGAACAGAACAAGACUUAAAGCCAUGUUUUAAAAAAUUCCUCCAGUAUUUUUUUGGAUCUUCCACAAAGAUCCCAUUCAUCAAAAGCUUCAUCUUAACUAAAGAUUCCUACCUAACACACACAACUUAAUCUUCCUGGCAUGCACAGUUGUUCAUUGAUGAAACAGUCUGCAGAAGUGAACAAAACGUGAACUGAGAAGAGGCGGUUAAGACACCCUCACCCACUUGUCAAGCGACCUUUACCUCUCAAAAAUAAGAUGCACUUAGAUUUGUGAUCCCAUCUAUUUGAUCAUUAGCCCUGUUGACUUCAGGAGAAGCAGCAAAGAAAGAAGCGAGAAGAGGAGAUCGCCUUUGAGGGUUACUUUUCAACACGAUGGUUGAACCCAGGCAACGUACGCAGUCGAGUGCAGUUUAAAAAUAGCUUGAACAUUAAAGUUAUUGUUUAGACUCUGGUAUGUGGGUUUUAAACUGCAAUAGCAUAAGAGCAGCAACGGUUGAAGGAAUCAUCCGAACAUGGAGAGAUUGCGAGAGAAGUGAUACGAUCACUGGAGCAGUAAAUGCUGCUGCUGCUAAUUGUCAAGGCUUGCCAUAUUUUUUGAGAGCAAUGUAGGAAGGGUAAAAAGCUGCACCUACAUCAGUGCAGGUAAAUGUUUCUCCGUGUGAGAGCUCGGAGUUUGAAUUGCACUAUAUUUUUCUGCCUACUCUCCAGUUGGUUUUGAUCCCUCCCCGUUCCUAAAACAAAAAAAAACUGCCCCCAAUUUUAAAAUCUCUCUUUUGCCCCUCUCUUGCCAAAAAUAAAUCUUCUCAGGUCUUUCCUGUAUCCUGUACCAAAAUAUAAGCAGUUCUAAACAAUCAGCACUUUCCACUUGCUUUGCCAAAAGAAACACAAUGAGCAAUGUAAACAAAGCAGUCAGAAUGUAAAGUAUCGUGGUACCAAAGAAGUAUGUGUGUUUACAACAGAUAGUGUAUAUUUUGCAGAUUCUUUUAUAAUACAGCCUUCCAUACUGGUGCUGAUUAAAAAGCCCUGACUUGUGGUGCUAUUGAAGAACAAAUGUCUACAGUUUGGACUCUUGCAUUGCUCCACUUGUAGGGCAGAGUAGGUUUCCAUAACCAUUUCCACUUCCCUCAGAAACCUCUCAAAUUUCUGUAGUUAUUAUUGAAGGCAUAAGAUAAUAAAAGCGUUAACAGGGGAAUUAGCUAAUUAAUCUGCUUUUGGUGUUGACCAAAGAAAGAAUGCUAAUCAAGGCACCAGAGAGAAGUAUACUGCUCCUCUUUGAAACUGAAUCUGAGAUCUUAGUCUCCACCAGAAUAGAAGACUACAUACUUGGGUCGUCAUUUCAUGCCCAAGAUGGCUCCUUGUCACUGCAGUAGUCUCUCACUACUGCACUAGUCUGCCAGCCCACAUUCUGAAGCCCUGGAGUGGGCCUUCAAUCCCAGGCCCCCAGACUUGGACAACAAUGCGUCUGAUUGAAUGAAAGUAGAAGAACAUAAGCAAGAGACUUUUUUUUUUCUGAAAUGUGCAACUAUCUGUGAUACGAAUAUGGUGGCCUGUUACCCAUAUUGGUUUCUUCGUUCCGCUAGGUGAUUUUCCUUAAUACUGGUGUCAGCCUCAUUCCUGCCAAAAAAUUACAACCUCACUGGUGCAGUGAUUUGGUGAAAAUGGUCAUGCAAUCCAGUCUAAAGAUUGAUAUUAAGUCUGAUUAAGGAUAUUGUUUCCUAAAUAAUUCCUUUUGAAGAUGCAUAAGCCACAGUUACGUUAUUACUAAACCCCAGGUGCAUCGCUUAGCUAGUAAAUCAUUUUGGUAGGUUAGUACAAGGGUUCCUAAGAACAAAUGUUUAGAUGCUUGCUGUUACUCUCUGCACUUUUAAAACCUGAAAACUUAAUUUGCAGUCACCUCACAUUCCCCUCAACUGAAUGGGACAUUCCAUGGUCUCUUUCUGAUGAGUAUCCAAACAAGUACUUGCUUCUGGACUGAGGAAUUGCAAACAGAACAGUAACCAACUGAUCUUCAAUGUAGUGACCAAGCAAUAAUGUGACACUUCUGUGAACUUGUCAAUUGGCUAGGUGUCUCGAGAAAGUAAAGUAUUAUCCUUUUGCUUUGGAAGACUGAGCAUUGCUGCCCCAAGACAACACCGGUACAUUUCCAUGACCCAAAUGCUGACAAUUGUCCACUCAAGCCUUGUGGAUUUCCCUAAAGUCACCUAGAACACAUUGUUAUCCUUUGUCUGUUCCUUGGUUGGUGAUCUCACAGAAAGAUGGAACGUUCAUUGUGUUCCUGAUAUACUGACAGACUUCGGCAGCAAGAGAUUAGGGUCACAUACAACACAAUACAGCACAGAAAUUUCGGCCCACCAAGCCUGCAUUGAUUCCUAAACCUUAUUUAAACCUGCUACUCAUUGCCCAUUUGCAGUUUCUAUCCUUCUGUUCACUUCCCGUUCACGAGUCUAUCAAGAUACAACUAAAAUGAUGCUAACAUGCCUGCUUCGACCACCUCCAUUGGCAGUGUGUUGCAGGCACCCACCACCCUCUUUGUGAAAACUUUUCCCCGUGCUUAUUUCCUAAACUUACCCCCUUCUCGCCUCGAACCUGUGCUCUCUUGUAGUUGACCGUUCCACCCUGGGAUAAAGCCGCUGACCAUCCGACCCAUCUAUGCCUCUCAUAAUUUUCAGGUCACCCUUCAGCCUCCACCUUUCUAGUGAAAACAAUCCGAGUUU